Molecule: messenger RNA, 776 nt
Organism: Thecamonas trahens ATCC 50062
Lineage: Eukaryota; Apusomonadida; Apusomonadidae
Product: vacuolar protein sorting 29 isoform 2
Exons: 3
Coding region: 75-533 (152 amino acids)
Biological process (GO): retrograde transport, endosome to Golgi; intracellular protein transport
Cellular component (GO): endosome; retromer complex
Source: RefSeq, a predicted model, not a curated record
CACCCCACUCCACACACGCACACACAGCCCUCACCCACACCCCUCCCUUUCCCACACCCACACACCUCCACACCAUGUUCGUGCUGCUUGUGGGCGACUUCCACAUCCCGCACAGGGCCUUUGACAUCCACCCGAAGUUCCGUGAGCUUCUGGUGCCCGGCAAGAUCCAGCACGUCAUCUCGACGGGCAACCUCACAUCGCGCGACACAUACGACUACCUCCGGCAUCUGGCAUCAGACGUGACGGUGGUCAAGGGCGAGUUUGACGACAACGCGUCGUUUCCGGACCACAAGGUCGUCACCGUCGGCAACUUUAACAUCGGCGUUGUCCACGGUCACGCGGUCGUGCCUUGGGGGACCAUGAGGCGCUUGCCGCCCUGCAGCGCAAGCUCGACGUCGACAUCCUUGUCUCCGGCCACACCCACGAGCAUGAGGCCUGGGAGUACGAGGGCGCCCUGUUCAUCAACCCGGGCUCGGUCACCGGUGCGUACUCGCCCAUCACCGACGAGGUCACCCCCUCGUUUGUCCUCAUGAACCUCUCCGGCUCGACCGCCACCUGCUACAUCUACCAGAUCGUCGACGACAAGGUCAAGAUCGACCGCGUCAUCCACCGCAAGGACGGCGCCGCCGACGAUGAUGACGACGACGACGAGUACGACGAGUAUGACGAGGACGAUGACGACGCCGAGGACGAUGACGACGACGACGACGACGACGACGAUGACGACGACGCCGAGGAGGAGGACGCUGAUGACGAGUAAAGCUCACUCUUGACCA